UCGACCGGAGCUCGUGGACACUUCAACCAGUAUUUGAGAAUACUGUUUCCUUCCAAAGUGCCUAGUUUUAUUGGAAAAUUUGGCUAAUUUUCUGAUUUUGGAUUUAUUUAGAAGAAUUUGGUGGGAGGGAAAGUGUGAAAAUUCCACUUUGAACGCUUCAAAAAGCGUUCGUUGGAUGAACUUUCGGUUGCAAUGUGAUCAAGUGCGAACGAGCUUUUCCAACAAGGAUUAAAUUUAAUUCAGUGAAAUAAAAGAAAUUUUGCCAGAGAUAUUUUGGCAAUUUAUGUGAAAAUUGUUUGAAAAUCAGUUUGGAAGAAAGAGAUUUUGUGCAAUAUUUGAGAUAAUUUUGGGAAUUUCCUUGAUAAAUUCAAAAUGGUGGAAAAUUUGCAUUCUCCAUUGCUCUAAGCUGCGGAAGACGAGUAUUUUGAUUGGAAAGAUUUACUAAAUUGCGUGGGUAAACGUGGGGAAAUUCCAUUGCUGAAGGUGACUAAUCUUCAAAUGAAACUCCAGUGAUGGCCAAAGAUGAGACAAAGAAUGUGGAAGGUCAACCAUCAGCAAAAGAGGACACUUAUCACUUUGAUGAUGAUGAAAAUGAACUGACAAACCUAAAUUGGCUCACAGAACUUAAAAAUGGUUACAUGCAACUUGCUGAUGGACCUGUCCUUGACAUCCCUAUGACGCGCUUCAAUAAGUUUCUCGAUGAACUUAGAUCGGAUCGAGAUAAGUAUAAGGAAAAUGAAGAGUACUACAAGACGAACUCCCAGACAAAACCACCCUUCAAUUACGCUCAUCUGAUCGGGAUUAGCUUGAUGGAAAAUGGUAGGAUGACUCUGCAGCAGGUUUACGAUUGGAUUCAGUCGAGUUUCGCUUACUACAGACUCUGUAAUACCAACUGGCAGAGUUCCAUCCGCCACAACCUAUCCCUGGGCUACUUCUUCAAGAACACAGCUCGGGGUGGCAAUGAACGGGGAAAAGGUGGAUACUGGGAAUUGGCGCUGGAUUCACGAAAGUCCUACAAGAAGCGACAUAAGAAGGCUAAGAAGACUGCUGAGAAUGAAAACAGCACGAAUGGACAGCCACCGGUUGGUCGAACAUUCCUGCGUCGCAUGAAGAUCAGGAGUCAGCCAAAGACGUGCAGCAGGGCAGCAACGAACAGUGAGAAGAGGAAUGGCAUUGCUGGGAAUUCCCAUUCAAUUGCCAAUGAAGUUGCCCCUGCGAAUGCUGAUCAGGAGUCGCUAGCCACAAUGAAGAUUGCCAAAGACACCACAAGCCUCCUCUCGGUGUCCUCAGAAGAUGUCUCACUCAAUUCAAAGAUUUUUGCAGAAAAUGAAGUGCCUCAGCCUGUGGAUGAUGUGGAAAUUCCCUAUUUUAUCAACACCAAUUCUCCCAAUGUAAUUGUAGAGCCGCUGCCCUACAAUUUGCCGCCUCUUGAUGACUACAAUUUCACAACAUCAUUCAAUGAACAGCGAAUAUUUGAAGAUUUGCUGGAAUAUGAGAAUGAACUUCUCUAGACGGAAUUUUGUGAUGCUGAUGCUCAAGAAAAAGAGUGUAGAAUGAUAGAGAGAAAGUUUAUUUCAAUUUUCAUUCUGUGUGAUUAAAGAUUUUCAACCAAGAUCAACGCGUACAAAGCUCAAA
This is a messenger RNA of Phlebotomus papatasi, 1635 nucleotides long. RefSeq names its product forkhead box protein fkh-2. The record is from RefSeq and is a predicted model, not a curated record. Bases 513 to 1511 code for a protein of 332 amino acids. NCBI's taxonomy places the organism in Eukaryota, Metazoa, Arthropoda, Insecta, Diptera, Psychodidae. Gene Ontology annotation, biological process: cell differentiation; regulation of transcription by RNA polymerase II; anatomical structure morphogenesis. Gene Ontology annotation, molecular function: RNA polymerase II cis-regulatory region sequence-specific DNA binding; DNA-binding transcription factor activity, RNA polymerase II-specific. The transcript is spliced from 5 exons.